GCGGCGGCGGGGCCGCUGAUGCAGUGCUACGAGGGGUCAGCGCAGGGCCGUGGCGUGGCGGCGGACGGCUGGCGCGUCUGCCUGGCACACAGCUUCGAGGAGCUGCGGCAGCCCUACGGCGCCGGGGAUGUGCCGCUCCGCGAUGUCCUGCGGCACGUCGGCCUCGCCUUGCGAUACUUCAGGUGGUGGAUCAAGAAGACCCGCAUAGAGAAGAAAUCUGCCUUCAUUGACCUCUUGUGUGCUGUUCCUCUGCAGCAGAUCUAUGGUUGUCCACUGGGUGGUAUUGGCGGAGGCACCAUCACCCGUGGCUGGCGGGGAGAGUUCUGCCGCUGGCAGCUGAACCCUGGCCUUUACAACUAUGAAACUGUCAUCGCCAAUCAGUUCACGGUGUGCCUGCGGUGCAAGGGGCAGACGAUUUACCAGCAGGUCUUGUCCAUGGAGAGACCCAGCAGCCUGCAAGGCUGGAACUGGGGCUACUGUGGCCACUACGCCUUUUACCAUGCCCUGUACCCCCGUGCGUGGCUGGUGUACGAGUUGCCGGGGCAAAAGGUGGUGCUCACUUGCCGACAGGUCUCUCCUGUCAUCCCCCAUGACUAUAAGGACUCCAGCCUGCCAGUGGGAGUGUUCAUCUGGGAGGUGGAGAACGGCAGGGAUGAGGACGUGGAAGUGUCCAUCAUGUUCAGCCUGCAGAACGGCACAGGAGCAAAGGAGGACAGGAAGGGCGGGCACUGGAAUGAGCCCUUCACCUUCCAGAAGGAUGGUGAGCGUGUUGCUGGAGUCCUGCUGCACCACUGCCUGGCCGUGAAUCCCUUCACCCUGGCCAUCUCUGCCCGAGAGAAGGCUGGCACGGGAGUCACCCACAUCACGGCAUUCAAUCCCACGGGAUUGGGUAGAGAGGUGUGGCAGGACCUCCUGCAGGAUGGCAGGCUGGAUUCACCCACUGGUAAUAGCAGGCCAACAGAGAAAGGGGAGGUGACAGCAGCAGCAGUGUGUGCCAGCUGCAGGGUGCCUGCCCAUGGGCACAAGACACUGGAGUUGGCCCUGGCUUGGGAUAUGCCCUGUGUUCACUUUGGCUCCAAGGAGAAGCUACACCUCAGGCGGUACACCCGGUUUUUUGGCAGCGAAGGCAAUGCUGCUCCUGCCCUGUCCCAUUAUGCCCUGACACACUACGAGGAGUGGGAGAGGAAGAUCGAUGCAUGGCAGAAUCCCAUCCUGGAGAACAGCCAGCUGCCUUCCUGGUACAAGUCAGCCCUCUUCAACGAGCUCUACUUCAUGACGGAUGGGGGAACCAUCUGGAUGGAGGUGCCCCCUGAUUGCUGUGCCCAGGACCUGCAGGGGCCGGCGGGGGCGGGACUCUCCCACCUCCUUCCUGUCCUGCGGGAGUACGGAAGGUUUGCUUAUUUGGAAGGCCAGGAGUACCGGAUGUACAACACCUACGAUGUCCAUUUCUACGCCUCCUUUGCUCUCGUUAUGCUGUGGCCCAAGCUGCAGAUCAGCCUGCAGUAUGACAUUGCUGUUGCUGUUGUUAAUGAGGAUGUCCAGCCCCGGCAGUACCUGAUGUGUGGUCAGACAGCCCAGGUGAAGAUGAAGAAUGUGGUACCACAUGACAUUGGGGACCCAGAUGAUGAGCCAUGGCAGCGUGUCAAUGCCUACCUGAUGCACGACACUGCUGACUGGAAGGACCUCAACCUGAAGUUUGUGCUGCAGGUUUACCGUGAUUACUACCUGAUACGUGACUCCCUGUACCUGCGGGACAUGUGGCCAGUGUGCCAGGCUGUGAUGGAGUCAGAGCUGAAGUUUGACACAGAUAAUGAUGGGCUCAUUGAAAACGGUGGCUUUGCUGACCAGACAUAUGAUGCGUGGGUGGUACAUGGAGCCAGUGCCUACUGCGGUGGACUGUGGCUGGCUGCUGUCUGUGUGAUGUGCAAGAUGGCAGAGGUGCUUGGAGAUACUGUAAUCCAGCAGAAGUACCUGGACAUCCUGAACAAGGGCAAGGAGGCUUUUGAGAAGAUGCUCUGGAAUGGAAAAUACUACAACUAUGAUAGCAGUGGAAGUGACACUUCCAGCAGCAUCAUGUCAGACCAGUGUGCUGGGCAAUGGUUUCUCGGAGCUUGUGGUCUGGACCAAGGGGAGUUUGAGGUUUUCCCCAAGAGUCACAUUCUCAGCGCUCUCAAGACCAUCUUUGAGAAGAACGUGCUGAGCUUUGCGGGAGGCACCAUGGGGGCCGUGAACGGCAUGAGACCCGAUGGCGUUCCCGACACCUCCAGUGUCCAGUCCAACGAGGUGUGGAUCGGCGUGGUCUACUCCCUGGCUGCCACCAUGAUCCAGGAGGGCAUGGUGGAGGAAGGCUUCCGUACAGCGGAGGGCUGCUACCGGACAGUUUGGGAACGGCUGGGCAUGGCUUUCCAGACACCUGAGGCCUAUCGGGAGAAGAAGGUGUACCGCUCACUGGCCUACAUGCGGCCCCUCAGCAUCUGGAGCAUGCAGCUGGCCCUGGAGCGCCGGGCUGGCCAGACACCCGCACCUGCACAGCUCCCUCAGGGCCCCACACACCCUUGA
Messenger RNA from Cinclus cinclus, 2559 nucleotides. RefSeq names its product glucosylceramidase beta 2 (gene GBA2). The record is from RefSeq and is a predicted model, not a curated record. Gene Ontology annotation, cellular component: membrane. NCBI's taxonomy places the organism in Eukaryota, Metazoa, Chordata, Aves, Passeriformes, Cinclidae. Bases 19 to 2559 code for a protein of 846 amino acids. The transcript is spliced from 17 exons. Gene Ontology annotation, molecular function: glucosylceramidase activity; beta-glucosidase activity. Gene Ontology annotation, biological process: glucosylceramide catabolic process; central nervous system development; carbohydrate metabolic process.